Molecule: messenger RNA, 1455 nt
Organism: Rubroshorea leprosula
Lineage: Eukaryota; Viridiplantae; Streptophyta; Magnoliopsida; Malvales; Dipterocarpaceae
Source: the annotation of a GenBank genome assembly
ACAUGACAAAAAUUUUAAAUUAGAGGUAAAAAAAAAGAAGAAAAAAGAAGAAAAAAGUCUAUCUUGUGGGUAUGAUUCCUGAAGGGAAGCAGCUCAAUACUUUCUCAAAUGAUUCCUACAUUGGGAAUUCAGGGUUGUGUGGAUUACCAUUGACAAAGAAAUGCCACAACGAGGAAGAACCAGGAGCAUCUCCAUCAAAAUUUGAUGAAGAAGAAGAUGACUCUGCUACAAUCUUUGAAUGGAAGUUUGCAUUAACGGGUUAUGGGUGUGGACUAGUGUUGGAACUUAGUCUGGCAUACAUUGCGUUCACGACAGGAAAACCAUGUGGGUAGUGAAGAAGGUGGAGAAAUAUCAGCAAAAAUUUGUUGGAAGAUGCAACGGCAGGCAUAAGAAGAGAAAAAAACCCAAAAACCCAACCAACGCUGUUAGUUGAGUGCAAGCAGGUGGAAUUGAUUUCCUACACUGGGAAGAUCUGACAACAAAUAAUGUGUGCAUAUAUAAGCUUUGUUUUGCGUUGCUUCAUGAGUUUGUUUUCAUCUUUUACAUGUUCGUUGUUGAUAUAUAGUUGCAGCAUCCGAUCUACUUUUGAGUACUGUAUGAAUUUGUGUUGAUUUCUUUUAGAUUUGAUCUAUCUGCUCUGCACAAAGUUCUCAUGUAUUUUCUUACUGUAUUUUCUUAUCGUAAUGUGUUGAUCUAUCUCUUCAUAUCAUAUUCUCUCUUCCUAUGGUUUGGUUGCCUUUGAACGGUGUGUUUUACUGAAUAAAUAUGAAAAUUUCUUAAUAUUGGACCCCCAAACUUCUUUCACCAUAUUUCUCCAAUCAAUGUUGAAGCAGACGCAUCUGACGGAUGUGUUGUUGGAUGCAAGCUGAACGAUUUCGAGAAGGAUUAGUACUUAGGACUUAGGAGGGCUGGGUGAGGGAUGAACCCAACAACCUCUGCUCUCUAGCCAUCGCCAAAUUGAAGUCUUAUUCUUUGGCUGGUGAUCUGAUUCAAGCGCAGUCGUGCUGUUUCCGUUCGCUCACUAUUAUUGGAGAUGAAGCUGUAAUCUCAGUUUUCAGCUUUUCAGGCGUCAAAGGUGGUACUAUGUGUUGCUGCUGUCUCCUCAUCCUGGAUGCUUUUGGUUUUUGAAUUUUAUUUGCUAUUUAGCCUUUAUGGGAUUAGCACUCUUCUUCAUCUUAAUUCUUAUUUGUUCUUUUUGAAAACCUCUCGAAUGUUUUAUUGAUUUCAUCACAGUUUCUCCUUUGACGUUUUUGGUGGAUCACUCCAAAAAUCAGGAAACUCACCUUGUCACGGAGUGGUACAUUGUCUACGUACCAUAACCAGUUCACUUGGCUGUAUAUAGCAUCCUAAAAUUAAAUCUGUGGAACUAUGAGAGAUAGAUAUGACCCAAGACUUCACAUCCUCAAUCAAGAGAGGUUUUCUGUUGUCAUGGCUGAAUUAACUGCUUGUUUGGAU